This is a messenger RNA of Harmonia axyridis, 3075 nucleotides long. RefSeq names its product monocarboxylate transporter 3. Gene Ontology annotation, biological process: transmembrane transport; monocarboxylic acid transport. Gene Ontology annotation, molecular function: monocarboxylic acid transmembrane transporter activity. The coding region runs from base 392 to 2806 and encodes 804 amino acids. The transcript is spliced from 6 exons. Lineage: Eukaryota; Metazoa; Arthropoda; Insecta; Coleoptera; Coccinellidae. The record is from RefSeq and is a predicted model, not a curated record.
AUUUGGAUGACGUCACGGAUAUCAUCUGGUACAAGUAAAAUUUAGUCAAGGUUAAUUUCAAUUAUUUAUAUUUACUUUAUUAUCACACAGUUAAAGCUAUCACAACUUCGCACUGCACAAAGUCGACAAUUCAAUACUCCUACUCUCAACCAGUUUCCGCGGGUUAAAGCUAUUCAUGACUACAGUUUCCAGAAAUUCACAGCACGUGAGUGUAACAGCAGUCGAAUAUGUUCAGUCCACGACGAAUUCAUUCAUAUUUUAAAGUAUUUGAACCCUCGGAAAGGGUUAAGGAUUGUUGAACAGUGUUUAAAAUAAGUGUCAUCCGUGUUGUGAUACUUAAAACUGGUGCUAACGAGGAAUUGUGCGCUCUUGUAGCUAGAUACCUGUUAAAAUGUCAUCAGAAGUUCUGAAACCUGUGAGAUCGCAGCCUAGAAUUAGGAAAAUAAGUACUAUAAGCAGGACGGAAAGUGAAGUAGCAUGUGAAGAAGUAGCAAGACUUACAGCUGAACAAGAAGAGGGCGACUACGAUGCAGUAUCCUACUGCGAUUACCACGACCUACCCCAGCCCCCAGACGGAGGCUACGGUUGGGUUAUUGUCUUUGCAUCAUUCAUGUGUAACAUGAUUGUAGAUGGUAUCGCAUACACUUUCGGUAUAUUCCUAUCAGACAUGGUUUCGUAUUAUGGUGAAACGAAAGGUAAAACAGCAUGGGUGGGAUCUCUGCUAUCUGGGAUGUAUCUAGCAUGUGGCCCUAUAGUGAGUGCUCUAACGAAUAAAUUCGGCUGUCGAGCGGUUUGCAUUGCUGGCAGUUUGAUUUCGACAGCUUCUUUUGCACUCUGCAUAUUUAGUCCAACCGUGAACUGGUUGAUGUUAACAUAUGGAGUCUUCGGUGGCAUAGGUUUCGGCUUGAUAUACUUACCGGCUGUAGUAUGUGUAGGUUAUUAUUUUGAGACGAAGAGAUCUUUAGCUACUGGUAUUGCUGUAUGCGGUUCGGGUGUGGGUACUUUUGCUUUCGCCCCAUUGGCCACUAUGUUGUUAGAAUCAUAUGGAUGGAAAGGUGCUAAUCUAAUUCUCGCGGGUCUCAUUCUAAAUUGCGUUAUUUUUGGUGCUUUGAUGAGACCCCUAGAAUAUCCUAAAGAAACCUACGACAAACCACUUCUCCAAAGAAUGGCAGAAGAGAGACGAAUUCAGAUGGAAAGGGGGAGUAUAGGUGGAUCAUAUUUCAUGGUACAAUUACCAGAUGGAACCAUGGAGAAAAGAAUGAAACAACCUAUAAAUAUCGAUCCUGGUGUGCACUCGAGCUUGAAUCUAGAUCAGUUGGCUCCUGGAACUCCAAUUACACCAAUUCCUACUGUUCCAACGUUACCUACAAUAGCGGAGGUCAAAGUCACUGAUCACAGUGAGAGUUCAAAUAGUCCGAGCCCAAAAGAAAGUAGCAAUGAAAUAAGAGUAAAGAAAAACUCUAGAAUUGAAGAGAUUAGAAGCCAGGAAAAAAGACGGGAUUCUAGUGAUACAGAAAUAAAUUCAUCAAAAUUGCCUAGGAACGCUAGUCAGCCAGCUUUUACAACUCACGUUUCUUUACCCAAAAAUGGAUCUGUCCCAACUUUUGAUAGAAUGAGGAAGACUUCAGUUGGGGAGAGAUUCAAACCAAACCUUGCUCCUAUAAAGUCGAAUUCUAGAAGUAGCAUGAACUCCAAUGGGGACAUGAGGAGACUCAGGAACAGCUCAGCCGCCUCUUUUCUGAGCAGAAACAAUAAUAGCGAAGUAGACGUAGAGAGUCUAGUACAUAAUUCUAGGUUAUCCUUGUCAAGAGAAAAAAGCAAUAUGGUCCGACCUCUUUCGAGAAAAGACAUCUUUUAUUCUAGAUCAGUAGUCAAUCUUCCUGAAUUUCAAACUCAAAAAUCUCUCACAAACUAUAGGCAGAGUAUAUUGAGCAUUCCAAGAGCUAGAACUGAAAUGUCAGAAGGAGAUCCUGCUGACCUUUGUCCAUGCUUAGCUUUACCAGAAAGUUUCAAGUCUGCUCUGUCCCAAAUGAUGGAUGUCAGUUUGCUCAAAGAUCCAGUGUUCACCUUUAUAGGAAUAUCUAAUUUCUUUGGUAUGGCAGGAUUGUACGUUCCAUUUGUAUAUCUGGUUGACUGUGCAAAAGAAAAGGGUAUUGAUCCAGGCCAAGCUUCAUUUUUGAUAUCAAUUAUUGGUAUAACCAACACCAUUGGUCGUGUUGCAUGUGGAUAUUUUGCUGAUUUCCCACAAGUUGAUGCUCUAUUUGUAAAUAAUAUAUGCCUGAUAAUUUCCACAAUUUCUGUUGCUAUGGUACCUCUUUGUGCAACAUACUAUUCCUAUGUGGCCGUCGCAGUUUUCUUUGGAAUAGCAGUUUCUGGUUAUAUCUCUUUAACAUCAAUCAUAUUGGUUGACUUACUAGGGCUUGAUAAAUUGACUAACGCAUUUGGUUUGCUGAUACUUUUCCGUGGUGCAGCCGCCAUUGUCGGUUCUCCAUUGGCUGGUGCCUUAUUAGAUGCAACCAAAGGUUACGAAGUGCCAUUUUAUGUUGCUGGUGGACUUUUCGCAAUAUCAGCUGUAACUAGUUUCAUAGCACCGUGUUUGAAACGCUUUGUUCCAGAAAAUUCACAACAAGUGGACGAAGGGGAUGCGCUGACCCCAAUUGAUGAGGAUGAUGAAGAAGAUGAGCCAAUAACAAUGGCAAGAACGGGUAGAGAAAACAGUGUUCCUAUGCCGAAAAUCAUAGAAACAGCUUCCAGUCCAAUAAGUCCUAAUGAAAAAGAAAUAAAACAAAUCGAAUCUGUUUUGUAGGCCUACUUAUCAAUUUGAGUUCAAAGUGUAAUUUUCCAACUUAUGCUUUCAGCAUUGAAUAUUGAGAUUUACUCAUUUGCCUCUGUACAUAAAUUUCAUUAGUCAGUGUGAGUCUUUAGAAAAUGAUUUUUCAAUUUUUCUAUUCUUUAAUGACAUUUUUCGUCAUACUCUGUGUAAACAUGUAGUUACUUACAAUUAAUUUUACGUGAUUUUUAUUGUAUGAACUAAUAUAUUCUGUUUUAUGUGAUUAAUACAGUAUUUAAACAUCA